CCGGGCUUUUGCAUAAAGUUUGGUAGGUGAUUUUAUAAUGGGGAGACAACCAUGUUGCGAUAAGCUAGGAGUGAAGAAAGGGCCAUGGACGGCUGAGGAAGACAAGAAACUUAUCGAUUUCAUUCUGAGGAAUGGCCAAUGUUGUUGGCGUGCAGUCCCCAAGCUUGCGGGGUUGCGACGCUGUGGCAAGAGCUGCAGGCUCCGGUGGACUAAUUAUCUUCGGCCCGACUUGAAGAGAGGCCUUCUGACUGAAGCCGAGGAACAAUUGGUGAUUGAUCUUCAUGCUCGCCUCGGAAACAGGUGGUCCAAAAUUGCUGGUAGAAUGCCUGGAAGAACUGAUAAUGAAAUUAAGAAUCACUGGAACACACACAUAAAAAAAAAGCUCAUUAAGAUGGGAAUCGAUCCUGUCACUCAUAAACCUCUUCAUACAGAAGAAACUGCUAGUCAAACAGAGACAUUGUCUCGGUGCUUGGAGUCUUCAGCUCCGGUAGAAAAUCAAGAGAUUUUGAUGCAGCAAACCAAUAUCAUGGCCGGCUCUGAGCAAAAAACUAAUGUAAUGGCCAGCUCUGAAAACCAAACUAAUGGCAGAGCCUGCUCUGAAAACUCGUCUUCACCAGCUGAUCAAAAUUCAUCUGGUGAUGAGUCUAAUUCAUUGAGUGCUAUCUGCGAUCAAAUAGACGACUCACUGAUUAAUUACUUGUUUGAAGACGAAAUGACUCCUGAACUUGAUCAUUCAUCAUGGGACCUUUCAUUAGCUACAGAAAACUUUAGCAAGGUGGAGCUGCCCCCUUCCUGGGAUGAAACCUGUAAUUGGCUAUUGGACUGUCAGGAUUUCGGAAUUCAAGAUUUUGGUUUCAAUUAUUUUACUGACGUCGAAAUGACCAUGUUCAACCAUAUAGACGUGAAAAGUAAUUAGACCGAUCGAUUAUCUCUAUGGACAUGAAGCUGAAGUGAAAAAAGCUAAGGCAAGUACAGAGAACAUGCAUGUUACAAAGUAUCAUGUUGGUGAAAAGUAGUUCGAUGUUGCUAGUAAAAAUAUGUUAAUUAGUUUUCAUAUUAUAUAUGAUGCUUUAUAAUAUGAUGAUGGUCUUGGAUGGUAGAAAAUCAAGUCUUGUUUCUAACCAUCCAGAUUAAGGAAGACAUUCCCUCUUACAGUUUGUUGUAUAGAAGGAAAAUGUUGACAUCACAAGCAACAAAGUGUUAGAAAAUUCUUAUGUUAUGAAACAUGUACCGUUGUGUAUAUAUUCUGCAAAUCAAUAAUAAAGAAAAUUGUUUCUUGUAA
Messenger RNA from Daucus carota subsp. sativus, 1282 nucleotides. RefSeq names its product MYB-like transcription factor ODO1. The transcript has 3 exons. The record is from RefSeq and is a predicted model, not a curated record. The coding region runs from base 38 to 916 and encodes 292 amino acids. NCBI's taxonomy places the organism in Eukaryota, Viridiplantae, Streptophyta, Magnoliopsida, Apiales, Apiaceae.